Molecule: messenger RNA, 294 nt
Organism: Antrostomus carolinensis (chuck-will's-widow)
Lineage: Eukaryota; Metazoa; Chordata; Aves; Caprimulgiformes; Caprimulgidae
Gene: SMIM18
Product: small integral membrane protein 18
Exons: 1
Coding region: 1-294 (97 amino acids)
Source: RefSeq, a predicted model, not a curated record
AUGGCAACGCUCAACGCCACUCACUGGAACGACACGACGUCCGUUUCCCAGUACCUGGGCUUCCAAGUGCAGAAAAUUUACCCUUUCCACGAUAACUGGAACACCGCCUGCUUUGUCAUCCUGAUUAUCUUCAUCUUCACGGUAGUGUCCCUGGUGGUGCUGGCUUUCCUCUACGAACUGCUAGACUGCUGCUGCUGUGUGAAGAACAAAACCGUGAAGGACUUGGAGAACGAGCCCAACCCUGUCAGAGCCAUGAUGAACAGCUUCAGGAAGCGUGACACAGAGGUGGUGUAA